AUGUUACCGUCAUGUCGGAACUUGCUCGGUGAAACAUUGCGUUUAGCUGAACAAUCAUCGCGAACGAUAGCUCGUAUACCUCAUUAUGAAUACCACAUAAGGUUCAGCCCUAAAGAUGGCCGGAAGCGGCCAGCGCAGGAUGUCUUGGAUAGAUUCAAACGUCUCAAUAACGGAAUGUGGAUCCAUGCACAUCCUGGUAAAAGUAAACUGCGAUACGCAAAGGGUGACAAGUUCCAUGAGACGAGCUUAUACCUCGAGACAUGUACAAAGGAAGAGUGUGAGAUGUUGGAUAAAAUGAUGACUCCAUUCUGGUUACGGCGUCAUCAUUACCCGAAUGACCCGUACGCUGCUUACCACGUCCGCCAUGGCAUCAACAGUCCAAGAGUGGAUGACAAAGGGAAACUGGUGCGCGAAAGGCCUAAGGUUCUUCUUGAAGACAUCACGGCCGACCGAUACUUCCACGAUAGAUAA
Ostertagia ostertagi is the source of this 471-nucleotide messenger RNA. The record is from the annotation of a GenBank genome assembly. NCBI's taxonomy places the organism in Eukaryota, Metazoa, Nematoda, Chromadorea, Rhabditida, Trichostrongylidae.